AUGUCGAACAAUGGAAUAUUUGGUUACCGCGAGGGUAUUGCCGUUGCCCAGAUUGUUGCGUUCUCACCGCCACUAUUAUGUGCUGUAUAUUUCAAGAUACAGCAUCAGAUUGGGUGGUUCUGCAUCGGUGUAUUCACUCUUCUCAGAUUGAUUAGUGCAGCUUGCAAGCUAGCCCUCAUAGACCAUGACUCUCAUGGGCUUUGGGCAGCAAUCUUUGUUUGCGAGUCACUUGGUAUGAUCCUUAUCAUAUUUCUCCUUUUGGAGAUGCUCGAAAGAAUUUGUGGUGAAAAAAUAUUCUGGAUCCCAUCCAUUAUCACCUGGAUCGAUAUCGCAAUAUCAAUCGUCGGGUGGGUUGCCGUGAUGCAUGUCGAGCAUCCCUUAGCACCUACACCAUAUAGCCAAGCGAGCAUGACUUUAUUGGCGGUGAUUUAUCUCUAUAUGGUUGGUGUGUUUGUCUUCUCCUGGCGCCGACGAGGAGAGUACUUGACAGAAGAGCUAUGGGUACUGAAAGGUGUAGGAAUCUGUGUUCCUUUGCUCGCAAUUCGUUUGGCAUAUUCUUUGAUUUUUAUCAUUACGAGCAAUAUGGAUUUCAAAGCUAUCAAGGGAAACCCAACUGCCUAUUUGAUUUGA
Penicillium angulare is the source of this 630-nucleotide messenger RNA. RefSeq lists its product as uncharacterized. NCBI's taxonomy places the organism in Eukaryota, Fungi, Ascomycota, Eurotiomycetes, Eurotiales, Aspergillaceae. Bases 1 to 630 code for a protein of 209 amino acids. The record is from RefSeq and is a predicted model, not a curated record. The transcript has 2 exons.